Morchella importuna is the source of this 1374-nucleotide messenger RNA. RefSeq lists its product as uncharacterized. NCBI's taxonomy places the organism in Eukaryota, Fungi, Ascomycota, Pezizomycetes, Pezizales, Morchellaceae. Bases 1 to 1374 code for a protein of 457 amino acids. The record is from RefSeq and is a predicted model, not a curated record. The transcript has a single exon.
AUGUUCUUUACCCACAAGUACCAGCGUGCUCAAGAUCUUCAAUCCCAACUCCCACCUAUCACACUAACACGGAUAUCCCCACAAGAGCGGAGAAAAAAGAUAAUAAUAGUGUUCGCGGUGGUAGUCUGCUUUGCGACAUUAUUCAUCGUCUCUGGCGUGAUCCUUCUGACCCAAGGCCAAAGCUUCAGCAGAGAUCUCUGCCCUGGGUCUGGGACGCCUGUGAACUACAAUGCAGGACAGCAGACAGCUCGUGGUAGACACUAUUCCCCACUAGGAAAGGGGAUCACCAUCGACCUCUCAUUUGGAAGCCUGGAUUUCACAGUGGCCAAGUCGAUUGACAUCGCCUGGGACAUCAUUGUUGGGCGCGGGGGGCAGUUGUUGCUUCUCUGGAUUGCGCACAAAGUAUAUGUUGCUACCCUCGACCAUGUUACCGAAACCUCCGCUGUCGGGUACGAUUUCUAUCUUGCACUUGCAUUCGAUAUAGGUCCCUGGGCCAUGGUUCUAGCCAUUAGGAACCAGAUCCUGGCCACAAGGAAACAUGUGAUCAAGGUCUUAUUCAUUCUAUACUCGGUGGCAUAUAUCGCCAUGUUUCCAACACUGAUGUCAGCCAUGACCGGCUACACCAACUACACAUCUCCCUACAUCGUCUUUGAGGACCAGUCCAUGAUCCCCCUGGAGGACUUUAUGGGCUCUGCCGAGAGGUACGGCGAUACGUUGGUAUUGAACGGAACAUGGUACCCUCUUGAUUACGACAUGACCAAUUGCCUCGACCACCCCUCUGGUCAUUACUCGUACGGGUUCUCGAAGCUUGUGUGGAAGCUUGUUUGUGGCCUGCACCUAUACUGGGUGCUCGGCAUGUUCUUUCUCUGGCUGGACGCAUGUCUCCACUCCCAGCUGUACCAAGCCGGCCACCGGAUCGGCAAGAUCAGAGCCAUCCUCGACGUUGCUGAGUCUCUCAAGGAAGACCUAGGCCCGGAUACAUGUGCAUACACUGGGGCUCAGUUGAAGAAGGAGCUCCAGAAACGGAACCCCAGACUCACGUACUACCAGACACGCAAAGGAAUCCCACUACAGAUUGGACUAUCUUCGCAGUCGAGGGGCGGGCCUAUCGAUCUCGAUGCCGCCAGGGGUUGUUUGUUUGGGAAACAGCCGGAGAUCAUGAAACAUGCUAUUUGGGAUAGAGAUACGGCAUCGGAGUUUGGAGGAAGUCCGGCACUCACGAGGGAUGCGCAGUUUGGGAGAAUGGGCGGUUCGGAUUUUGGGAGUCCUGCGUUGACUAGGGAUGCGGAGUUUGGAAGAUUAGAUAAUUUUGAAACUGUUGAUACCGGCGACGAGGAUCCCCGUGAGGGUGACCUUUCGUAUAGUAGACAAUAG